This is a messenger RNA of Pogoniulus pusillus (Red-fronted tinkerbird), 4555 nucleotides long. RefSeq names its product GID complex subunit 8 homolog (gene GID8). Gene Ontology annotation, biological process: positive regulation of canonical Wnt signaling pathway; proteasome-mediated ubiquitin-dependent protein catabolic process. The transcript is spliced from 5 exons. Gene Ontology annotation, molecular function: protein binding. Lineage: Eukaryota; Metazoa; Chordata; Aves; Piciformes; Lybiidae. The record is from RefSeq and is a predicted model, not a curated record. Bases 115 to 801 code for a protein of 228 amino acids. Gene Ontology annotation, cellular component: nucleus; cytoplasm.
UGGCCGGGAGGCCGGUUCUCGCGAGAGCCGCGCGCAGCGGCCUGGCGGAGCGGCGAGAGGGGCCCGCGAUCGUGCGUCGGAGCCGGCACCGCGGCGCGCUCGUAAGAGUCCAGGAUGAGUUAUGCAGAAAAACCUGAUGAAAUCACAAAAGAUGAAUGGAUGGAGAAACUUAAUAACUUGCAUAUCCAGAGAGCAGACAUGAAUCGUCUUAUCAUGAACUACCUUGUUACAGAGGGCUUUAAGGAAGCAGCAGAGAAAUUUCGAAUGGAGUCUGGAAUUGAACCCAGCGUCGAUUUAGAGACUCUGGAUGAAAGAAUAAAAAUCAGAGAGAUGAUUUUGAAAGGGCAGAUUCAAGAAGCCAUUGCAUUAAUAAACAGCCUUCAUCCAGAGUUGCUAGAUACAAACAGAUACCUUUACUUCCAUUUGCAGCAGCAGCAUUUGAUCGAGCUGAUUCGGCAGCGUGAGACAGAAGCAGCUCUGGAGUUUGCUCAGACCCAAUUAGCGGAACAAGGCGAGGAGAGCAGGGAGUGCCUGACAGAAAUGGAGCGCACGCUGGCUCUGCUCGCCUUUGAUAAUCCUGAAGAGUCCCCCUUUGGAGACUUGCUCAACAUGAUGCAGCGACAGAAGGUGUGGAGUGAGGUUAAUCAAGCUGUUCUAGACUAUGAAAAUCGUGAAUCAACACCCAAGCUGGCAAAAUUACUGAAACUACUACUGUGGGCUCAGAACGAGCUGGACCAGAAGAAAGUGAAAUACCCCAAAAUGACAGACCUCAGCAAGGGGACGAUUGAAGAACCCAAGUAAAACGUGUGCAGAUGGACAUCAAACAAUCAUAGUACUGCACAGGAUACAUUUAUAUCAGUCUGUGACUGAAAUAUUUUUACUACAGUACAGCACUCAAUUCAGAUUUUUUUCAAUGAACAUCGAAUUUGAAGGGAGAAAAGUCCCUUUUUAAUGCUGCAAAAACUGCAUUGAAAGGCGCUGUAUCUCUUUGGAAGUCUGACUUAGGCUAUGCACUAUAAUACAUUUUUAAAAAAAACAAAAAACAAAAAACCCACAAAACAAUUAAAAAAAGGACAGGAAAAAAUAAAAUAGCAUUUUUAAAAGUUCAGAAUUCAAGCUUUCUAAUUAGCUACUGAUGCCUAGUUUAGUGGCCAGUGAGUUAAUACGGAGUUACAUUGGCAACUCUUCAGUUCAGUUUAACUGUCUCCUGUUUGAAAUGUGUAUAUAGAACAGUGAAUAUUUUCUACCUUUAAGUUAUAGCCAGAUAUACAUUCCCCUUAAAAGUAACUGGUCAAGUUUUCAUCUAUAAACUUUGCAGUAAAGGUCAACCUUUUGCCAUAGGAAAUAGUGUACAAACUUGUAAAGCAUAAUUUAAGGAGGUUGUUUUGUUUUGGUCCUUUUUUUUUCUUCUUCUUUCCUUGUUUCUGACUUUUUGGUGCUUUAUAUGGUGAGAGCUAUGUUCAUAAUGGAUCAGUGACCCAUCUUUUCAGGAGGAGUAUUGUUGGAAAUAAGUUUCUUCUUCUGCAUUUUCAUGGAUGACCAAAAUGGCCCCCAGAGGUAUUGAGGGUGUUUGUUAACAGAGGCCUUUCCCCCUGCUCUCUGAUAUUUGUAGACAGUGCAGGCUUCUAAAGGUAUGGAGGCCACUGGAUGUUUGUAAGCUGAAGGAAAUACUGUUAGGAAAUUAAAUGGAGGGGAGAGAUGCUAAUUGAAGCCUCUGAUGAGGGAUCUGCUUUUACGUUUGCUAAGAAUCCUAGUUUUAGAGCUACUUGGGCUGUUUUGAUGCCUUGAGAUGAGCAGAGCAGGGGCUGUCUAAACCCAGAAAUGUCCAUCCUCUCAAUUCUUCCCUACCUUUCUGAAGAGAUGCAGUUCACCUUCACCUGUAUUUGUUUACUGGCUCUCCUCACUCCGGUUAGGAUUAUAGUUUCAAUGUUUUACAUGUGAAGUCCAGACUUUCAAGUCAACACAUUGUAAUCUCUUGGGUAUGGGAUGUUCUGGUCAACUCGGUUUUGCAGCACUGUCUGCUGGUGUAGGUCCAGGGCUAGAGAGCACUAAUCUUGCCAAAUCCACCUCUAGACUUCUUUUUUGGUUUUUUUUAGGCCUGUUUAUCAAGUUAUUACAGAUUUGCUGAACAAAGACCAAGGUUAACCAUCAUGAAACACUGGCAGUUGUCACAGCAGUCCCAUACUGUACAUAAAUCUAGUCUUGUAUGGUAGAUAUUACCCUGUAGAAUGGAAUUUAGUUUUCACUUAAUUUUACUGGAAUACUUAAUGCAUUAAACUGUAUAAAAGCUUUGCAGAUACACCCAACUUACAGAGACUAACAAAACCCUGUUACUGAUUGCAUUACUGUGAACACUGUUUACUUGUGUAGCUGGUUUUUGUGUAUGGGGCGGGGCGGGGGGGGGUUGUGAAGUUGUUUUUGGAGCAGCUAUCAGAGAUCUGGAGCACCAAGGCUAAGCUAGGUAUGUGGAUAUACCAAAAGGUUAAGCUAGGUGAUGGGUAUAACAAAAAGUUAAGCUAAAUGAUGGAUAUAACAAGAUUAUUCAUCCCCAUUUAUCAUUCUGUUCUCCACUUUGAAGCAUUUGUGGUGUGGAGGUUCUAAAGUUGAUGUAUAACAAGCGAUGGGUAGCCCCCCCCAACUUUAAGGGCAACCUAGAUUCCUUCACCCAGGCUGGUUAUUCAACACCAAACUUUUGACAGUUGUGGGUUAUGAGGUUUGGGGGUUUCUUAAUUUUAUUUUUGCUUUUUCCAGUCGGUUGAUGUCAAAAAAACAUGGAGUAGAACUUUUAAUUUGUGAGCAACUGUAUGGUUAAUGUAACUUCUGUUUAUUAACAGACUGCAGCAACAAAACUGGAAUAGCUCUUCAUUUUUUUUCUUUUCAUGGAUAACUGAUCAGCUUUCCCUCUGCUCUGACACUUGUGCUGGUUAAACCUCAUCUGAAGCUUCUCCUGGGUGAAGUGGAAAGCAGUGGGUUUUUGUGGCAUGACUAGCAUUUUUCUCCAUGAGAAAUGCAGUAUUACAGCCCUGGUUGAGAAGUUCAUUGCACUUCUAGAAUGCUACAUUAGUUUCUUAGAGUUUUUGGGCAGAGGCUGAGCAUAGAUUACUUGAAUUUUCACUAGCUUGUUUGUUUGGUUUUUUGGGUUGUUUUGGUUUUUUUUUUUUUUGUGGUUUUUUUUUCUGUAGUAGUUUUUUUUUCAUUAAACCUGUUUUUUAAGGGGUUUAAUACCAAAUUAGCCUAGAACUGUUUCACUUUGUUUUUAUGAACAUGCCACAUUGAUAAGCAGCUUUAAUCUGUAAAGUUUUUUGGUAACUGCAAGAAAAUAUUCGAAAGCUAUGCAUUUUAGAGAAAGCAUAAAGGUAGUGAUAUUGGUACUUCUAAGGACCUUUAUAUUAGUGUAUAUAAAAUAGUUUGCAUAUACAAAUAUAAUAUAUAAUCUGUUUGAAAUACUCUUGAAUGGUAGGGGCUGUGAAAUCUAAUUUAUGGAAAUAUUGUACACAGUAAACAGACGUCUCAGUACACGAAUGAACCGUUGUCAUAUGCAUGAGAAGUGUCAUAUUUGGUGACUACUAAUGAAUGGGAUUUUGUUAACCCAUUUUUGUUAGAUAACCACUUUAACAAAUACUAUUAAAUGCCACUUUGCUCAGUUUGCUUUAGUGUAAAAAAGUCAGAUUUUCUUUCACUUCAUUCAGAAUGACACCAACAUAACCUGGGUAAGAUUGUUGCAGACUCAGUGAUGGCAGAGAAGUCUCGUGCUGCUCCUUCCUCCCACAGCUUCUUGGUUGAAAGCAAAUUAGAUUAUCUUAAUUACAUUUUUUUUCAUCAUGGACAUGGAGAAGUUGGGUUGUGAAAUACCCUGUCUUAACACCUCUGCAGAAAGGCUGUGUAUGGAGUGUGCUUUGAUUAGGCUACAAAUCUUUUCCAGAACCUAUCAUCUCCCAAGUAACUCUCAGCACCUCCUUACCACCUUUCUUUUCUGUCUGUCAAAUUUAAAGUAAGCUGUGGUUGCUUCAGUUGUACAGUGGAGUCACUGGGGAGGGAAUCACAGCUUUCCAUGAAGGUGGAGUACUGAUGGUACUUUCUAAGAAAUACUGAACUGUUUACACAGCUGGGAAACUGGUAGCUGCCCAGAACCUGGCAGCAGAGUUUCAACUAAAACAUGUCUUCUCUAGACUCUUGAAAAGGCAACAACCCAGAGCUUUAAACCAGGUGAAUUGCUUCUCUCUAAGAUAAAUUCACUCAGACACUUUGAGCUCCUUCCACCCACAUUAAGAGGAAAAAUUGGAAUGAACAUGGAGAGCAUUUAUGUAGCAUUUCAGAUGUGUAAAAUUGACUGGAGAGACCUUUUCUCCACUCCUUGUAUACAGAGGGCAAGCCAUUAUUUUAGGAUGGUUUUAUUGGUUUUAAUUUGUGAAGUUUAUGCUUUAUAUGUUUGAGUAUGAGCUUAAAAGCAUUACUUAAAAAUCCAUGAUUAGUAGAUGAGUGUUACGAAACCAACACCCAACCACUUGCUGUCCCAAGUUCCUUAUGAAGCUUAUUAAAUUGAGUUGGAGUUUAA